This is a messenger RNA of Monoraphidium neglectum, 1086 nucleotides long. RefSeq lists its product as hypothetical. Gene Ontology annotation, molecular function: oxidoreductase activity, acting on paired donors, with incorporation or reduction of molecular oxygen; monooxygenase activity; heme binding. Gene Ontology annotation, biological process: sterol metabolic process. The coding region runs from base 1 to 1086 and encodes 361 amino acids. The record is from RefSeq and is a predicted model, not a curated record. The transcript has 5 exons. Lineage: Eukaryota; Viridiplantae; Chlorophyta; Chlorophyceae; Sphaeropleales; Selenastraceae.
AUGAAUGAGGGUCGCGGCCACAAGCGGUUUAGGGAGGUGAUGCGCCCCGCCUUUGACGCGUCGGUGGUGGCCGGAAGCUUCCUGCCCGACAUCGCCGCCAUCGUGGCGGGCGCGCUGGAGGCCGCGGCGGCGGCGGGCGGGCCGGUGUCGGGCUACGGGGCGAUGAAGCGCCUGACCUUUGAAGUGAUCAUGAACGUCAUGAUGGGCAAGGCGUACCCUCCUGCCGAGGUGGACCGCCUGCACCACCUCUUCAACGAGUUCACAGCCGGCAUGGCCAGCUUCCCCCAGAUGGACCUGCCAUUCCUGCCAUAUGGCAAGGCCAUGUCAGCGCGCCGGCAGCUGCUGGAUAUCUUUGACCGGGACAUGGCAGCCGCACGCGCGGCGGCGGCGGAGGGGCGGCCGGUGGCCGGGCAGCUCGGAAUCAUGAUCUCUGCGCUGGACGAGGAUGGCAACACGCUCAUGGAUGACCGCGCCGUAAAGGAGAUACUCUUGGGCCUCCUCUUCGCCGGCCACGACACAACGUCCACCUCCCUCACCCGGCUCAUCGCGACCCUGCACGACCACCCGGAAGUCACCGAGAAGCUGCGGCGGGAGCAGGAGGUUUUGGUGGAGAAGCAUGGCAGGGGCGUCAGCCCGGGGCUGAUGCGGGACAUGGUGUACGCUGACGCCGUCAUCAGGGAGUCCAUGCGGCUCAACCCCGUGACCAACGAGCUCUUCCGCUCCGCCAUCCGUGACUUUGAAAUGGGCGGCGUCCGCGUGCCGGCCGGCGCGUCCAUCUCACUGCCCAUGGCCACGGUCACCGCCUCCGACCCCCGCUGGGCCGGCAAGACUGGGGAGAUGGACCCCAACGUAUUCAACCCCGAGCGCAUGCUCACCCCUGAGGGCCUGAAGCCGGGGGACCAGAUGCCGUUUGGGCACGGGGGGCGCCACUGCCUGGGGGUACACCUGGCAAUGGCUGAGAUGAAGGCGUUUUUGGCGCUCAUGGGGCAGGGGUACCGGAUCGAGGCGGACACCAACACCGAGUGGCAGUACGGCGUGGGGCGGGUGCCGAAGAACGGGCUGCCCAUGGUGGUCACGCGGCUGUGA